Ochotona curzoniae (black-lipped pika) is the source of this 2041-nucleotide messenger RNA. It is a transcript of the gene SLC35F6, whose product is annotated as solute carrier family 35 member F6. Gene Ontology annotation, cellular component: membrane; intracellular membrane-bounded organelle. The transcript has 6 exons. Bases 79 to 1194 code for a protein of 371 amino acids. Lineage: Eukaryota; Metazoa; Chordata; Mammalia; Lagomorpha; Ochotonidae. Gene Ontology annotation, biological process: transmembrane transport. Gene Ontology annotation, molecular function: transmembrane transporter activity. The record is from RefSeq and is a predicted model, not a curated record.
CCUCCCACCCCCGAACCCCGACUCUCCGGGUGACCCGGACCGGAGCUGCUGCCCGGAGGGGACCCCACAUCGGUCGCCAUGGCCUGGACCAAGUACCAGCUGUUCCUGGCCGGGCUCAUGCUCGUCACCGGUUCCAUCAAUACGCUGUCGGCCAAGUGGGCGGACAAUUUCACAGCCAAGGGCUGCGGAGGGAGCCAGGAGCACAGCUUCCAGCAUCCCUUCCUACAGGCGGUGGGCAUGUUCCUCGGGGAGUUCUCCUGCCUAGCUGCCUUCUACCUGCUGCAGUGCAGAGCCGCAGGGCAGUCAGACUCCAGAGCUGACGCACAGCAGUCCUUCAACCCCCUUCUGUUCCUGCCCCCGGCCCUCUGUGACAUGACGGGGACCAGUCUCAUGUACGUGGCACUGAACAUGACGAGUGCCUCCAGCUUCCAGAUGCUGCGGGGUGCGGUGAUCAUAUUCACAGGCCUGUUCUCCGUGGCUUUCCUGGGCCGCAGGCUGAUGCCGAGCCAGUGGCUGGGCAUCCUGGCCACCAUCGCCGGGCUGGUGGUCGUGGGCCUGGCCGACCUAAUGAGCAGACAUGACAGUCAGCACAAGCUCAGCGAAGUGAUCACAGGAGACCUGCUGAUAAUCAUGGCCCAGAUCAUCGUCGCCAUCCAGAUGGUAUUGGAGGAGAAGUUUGUCUACAAGCACAAUGUGCACCCACUGCGGGCCGUUGGCACUGAGGGCUUCUUCGGCUUCCUGAUCCUGUCCCUGCUGCUGGUGCCCAUGUACUACAUCCCCGCUGGCUCCUUCAGCGGCAACCCACGCGGGAUGCUGGAGGACGCCCUGGACGCCUUCUGCCAGGUGGGCCAGCAGCCGCUCAUCGCCGUGGCACUACUGGGCAACAUCAGCAGCAUCGCCUUCUUCAACUUCGCGGGCAUCAGUGUCACCAAGGAGCUGAGCGCCACCACCCGCAUGGUGCUUGACAGCUUGCGCACCGUAGUCAUAUGGGCACUGAGCCUGGCGCUCGGCUGGGAGGCCUUCCACCCGCUGCAGAUCCUUGGCUUCCUCAUCCUCCUAAUGGGCACUGCGCUGUACAAUGGGCUUCACCGCCCGCUGCUGGCCUGCCUGGCCAGGGGCCGGCGCCCCACCGAGGAGGGUGAGCACGAGAGACUGCUUGGGGGCAGCCGGACUCCCAUUAAUGAUGCAAGCUGAGCCCAUGCUGGCAUCUGCUGCCACCUGUGCCCCUAGAUUACCCUGAGGCUGAGGCCAAGCAAGCUAGUGCCUGCCCCCGAGGCCUUGCCCUGCCCCUACCUGCUGACUAACCCCAGAGCAGCAGCCACCACAAGAUAACACAACUCCUAAACUCCCAGUCCUUUUCCCCUGCCGCCUGCAGGGUGAUGGGACCCUCUCCCUGCAAGCCUGAGUGUGGCAACCACCUCCUGCAUCCCUAAGGCUAAGCGAGAAGGACUGGGGAAUCUUCAAUUAGACUGUCAUAACAGAUGGUCCAGUUUAUGGUUCAUGGUGAGAUUGGAUUGUCCAAAGCAACAAGGCCAGUGAGGCAGCCAGAGCUGAGCACGGCAUUUGCUAAAACUCCUGAGAGACCCUCCCUGACCUUGUCCCUAUCCCUGUGGUUCCUCCCAGCCUCUGCCACAUGGCCCCGAGCAACUCCCCAGCACAGUACUGGUAGAUCUGGAAAGCAGCUGUCUGUUGUGCAGCCCAGCCUUCCUGAGGGCCUCAGAUCUGUGCAACCUGUGUCUGGGAAAUGCCCCCGGGCCCGCCCUCUUCCAUGCUUGUUCUGCCAUCCUUGCUCACAUACUCAAGGCCUCCCUGCCUGGAGACCAGGGUUACCAGGAACAUGGCAGGCAGCCCUUCUUAAUUAUCCAUUCCCCCCUUUUCCAGUCCAUCUUAAAGAAGCACAAACAAAAGCCAAGAGUUCUAAAUUGUUUGCCUCCUAAGGGAGCCCAAGACCAUACAGCUGUGUGGUGCUAAGACAGACUAGGAUGUAGAAUGUGUGGCUGGAUCCCAGCAACGUGGCUGCUAUGCAAGCCCCCAGGUGCUG